UUGGUUUACUUCCUUGUUUAUUCUCGUUCAUCUUGUGAUUUUGAUGCCUUUACAACCCACUCACACGGGAAACUUUGGAUUCCGUGUGUUUUAACCAGCCAUGGCAUCAUCAGCAGUUUUAAUAUCUGUAUUUUUGUUGAUUUUAGGGGCUUGUGCAGCUAAAUAUGAACCAAAUUGGGACUCCAUUGACUCCAGACCUCUUCCUCCGUGGUUUGAUCAGGCAAAGUUUGGUAUUUUUAUCCACUGGGGAGUCUUCUCCGUGCCCAGCUUUGGCAGCGAGUGGUUUUGGUGUUACUGGCACAAAAAGUAUCCAGCCUAUGUGGACUUUAUGAAGAAGAAUUACCCUCCUGAUUUCACGUACCAGGACUUUGCUCCUCUCUUCACUGCUGAAUUCUUCGACGCCAAUGAGUGGACGGACAUCUUCUCUGCCUCAGGAGCCAAAUACAUCGUGCUCACAACAAAACACCACGAAGGUUUCACUUUGUGGGGGUCUAAAAACUCGUGGAAUUGGAAUGCGGUUGACGUUGGACCGAAGCGUGACCUGGUGGACGAGCUCUCCACGGCCGUGAGAGCUCACAGUGACCUGCGUUUGGGGCUCUACCACUCCCUCUUCGAAUGGUUCAACCCACUGUUUCUAAUAGACCAAGAGAAUAAGUUCACCUCAAACGUCUUCCCCUCCACCAAAACUCUGCCCGAGCUGUACGAGCUGGUGAGCAAAUACAAACCAGAGGUGCUGUGGUCGGACGGAGACGGAGACGCACCUGACAAAUACUGGAACAGCACCGGGUUCCUCGCCUGGCUCUACAAUGACAGUCCGGUGCGAGACACAGUGGUGACGAAUGAUCGCUGGGGGUUUGGUUCCAUCUGCAAGCACGGAGGUUACUACACGUGUAGUGACAGAUACCAGCCCGGGCACCUGCUCAAACACAAGUGGGAAAACUGCAUGACCAUCGACAAACAGAGCUGGGGCUACAGGCGGAACGCACCACUCAAGGACUACCUCACUAUUCAAGAACUAGUGUCUUCUCUUGUAGAAACGGUCUCGUGCGGAGGAAACCUGCUCAUGAACAUCGGGCCCACUCACGAUGGAAGGAUCUCGCCCGUCUUUGAGGAGCGUCUGAGGCAGAUGGGACAGUGGCUGAAGGUCAACGGAGAAGGAAUCUACAACAGCUCAGCCUGGAGAGCACAAAACGACUCCACCACUGCAAACAUAUGGUACACGUGUAAGCCACAGGAGAAGGCCGUGUUUGCUUUUCUGCUGCAGUGGCCUGACUCUGGAGCCGUGGUCCUGGGUGAACCUGUGCCCACCGAGGGACAGACCCAGGUGGAGCUGUUGGGGUACGGAGCUCUGAAAUGGGAGUCAGUGAAACCCAGUGGAAUAAAGGUGCACAUGCCUACUCUGUCUUUAAACCAGAUGCCCUGCCUGUGGGCCUGGACGCUCAAGAUCACAGGAGCCGCUUAAACCUGUAAAACAAAGCACAAUCUUAAAUCUCUUUUAAAAUAAUGUAAAUUUUGAAGUUUACGGGUUAAAUAUUUGGAUAUGAAGGGGAAAAAUAUGAAAUGAUUCUAGAAGAUGCUGUUUUCAAUCGUGUGGACUGCACUGAAAUGAGAAGAUGACAUAUUCCAGAAAUGUCUUGUGUUGAAUCAAUGCAAAUUUAACAUUAAAAAGUGGCAUUUUUAAUCUUAAUUUUUUGUACUUUCAAUACAACAACGGUCUGUUUUGAGUUAGAUUUACAAAACUGGUGAAGUGGUUCUGUAUUUUGCACUAUUAUGAACUUUCUCAGGUUAAGUUGUUCUGUCUCAAUUUUUAAAUAAAAAAGUUGUGAUUUUACAUAUAA
Boleophthalmus pectinirostris (great blue-spotted mudskipper) is the source of this 1838-nucleotide messenger RNA. It is a transcript of the gene fuca2, whose product is annotated as alpha-L-fucosidase 2. Bases 101 to 1462 code for a protein of 453 amino acids. Gene Ontology annotation, molecular function: alpha-L-fucosidase activity. The transcript is spliced from 7 exons. Lineage: Eukaryota; Metazoa; Chordata; Actinopteri; Gobiiformes; Gobiidae. Gene Ontology annotation, cellular component: lysosome. The record is from RefSeq and is a predicted model, not a curated record. Gene Ontology annotation, biological process: fucose metabolic process; glycoside catabolic process.